This is a messenger RNA of Lachancea sp. 'fantastica', 339 nucleotides long. The record is from the annotation of a GenBank genome assembly. NCBI's taxonomy places the organism in Eukaryota, Fungi, Ascomycota, Saccharomycetes, Saccharomycetales, Saccharomycetaceae.
AUGAAAGAAUCACAGCUCAGGAAGUAUGUUGAACACUGCAACAACAGUCUUCAAGGAAUCGUGGAUCUCCAAUCGGCACAAGCAAUCAAUGAGUUUCAAACUAAAACCGAAGAAAACUUUCAGCGUCUUGACGAUAUCCAGGCUCAUUUCAAAACUGACAAGCACUCAAUUGAAGAGUUCCAAACCUUGAAAAAAGACUUCUCCGCUAAAAUUGACGAUUUGGAAAAAUCCAUAGUUUACUAUGAGAAGCUAGCGGACGAGAUACAAGAGUUCUUGACCGAAAGCGAGGUCAAGAAAAAACUUGCAAUGAAAAGACAGUCUCAAAGCACGAACCGAUGA